GCUGCGCGCGGUCUCAGCAUAUCUGGCUUUCCGAGAGCUCCGAGAGUGAAACAGAGAAACUCGAGCGAAAGCGACAGAAAACUCAAAGAAAAUGUACUCACGAUCAGACAGCGUCACCCUGACAGUGAAGCGGGAGAGCUUCGCCUUAUCUAGGAUGGCGACCCGCAGCACGGAGCCCGAGGUCUUCACCUUCGAGCGGAUACCGGCUCAGGCCACCGCCGUGCCUUCCUUCGUGCCCAUCCGGCCGAAGAAGCGCUGCACCCGGGUUAUGUACCCCGCUAAAGUCCGCAUGCACCUUCCACCACCCGAGAAGAGCCAGGCCAAGCGCUGGCUGGUCAUCCUGUGCCUGGUGGUGUUGUGGCAGAUCUACACCGAGGAGCCCUGCGCUGAGACGCCGCUGGGCGGCUCAGACAGCCCGGUGGGCGACUACCAGGGUUUCCCCUUCCAGUCUGCGGAGGAGCAGGCGCUCACUGAGCUCAGCGCCAGCUCCGAGCUCCUGUCGGCCGCCCCGAGCAGAUGCGAGGACGGCAGCUCAUCCAAUGAACAGAUCAUCCCGAGCAUCACCUGCCCCAAGCCCAGCGAGGAGCCACAGCCCGGCCGGUCGUUCGAGCAGAGCGCCGGCAAGAGCUACAUGGUGGCUCUGCUGGUCUACCACAGACUGGGCAGCGAAAACUGAGAGUCCCGGGGCUGGUUUAACUGGAAACCGCCCGAGCUGGGGCUUCUGGAAUCGAAAAUGAACUGAGCUGGAGUUGAUCCUGAGUAGCUUCUGGAGAUCAGCGGUGCGCCCUGCGCGGCGCAGCCGGGGAGGAAGCUCCAUGUGCCGGCAUGUCCCUACCAGCGGUCCCCCCCUGAGAGCGGAGGACACACAGUCUGGAAUGGGAAAGAAAGAAAGAAAGAAAGAAAGAAAGAAAGAAAGAACACUUACAAAAAGCUGAAACUUGAACUAAAGAAAACUUGAACUCUGUGUUAUUCACACAUCUAACUGCACUAACAGGCCUGCGGGCAAACUGGAUGUUUUACAAGAUGAAUUAUGUCAUGGAAAACUGUCACUCCUGUAGGCCACCAAGCUGAAACUGACACUGUCUGUUGUGCAAAUGUCUUAUUUAGUUAUUUAUUAUAUUAUUUGCUAUUUAUGGAUUAAUAAUUUAAAUAAAAAAUGUCUAAAAGAA
This is a messenger RNA of Siniperca chuatsi (mandarin fish), 1169 nucleotides long. RefSeq names its product immediate early response 3 (gene ier3). Gene Ontology annotation, biological process: negative regulation of apoptotic process. The record is from RefSeq and is a predicted model, not a curated record. The transcript has a single exon. NCBI's taxonomy places the organism in Eukaryota, Metazoa, Chordata, Actinopteri, Centrarchiformes, Sinipercidae. The coding region runs from base 92 to 676 and encodes 194 amino acids.